This is a messenger RNA of Oncorhynchus kisutch (coho salmon), 5844 nucleotides long. Its product is annotated as M-phase phosphoprotein 9-like. Gene Ontology annotation, cellular component: centriole. The transcript has 23 exons. The coding region runs from base 162 to 4160 and encodes 1332 amino acids. Lineage: Eukaryota; Metazoa; Chordata; Actinopteri; Salmoniformes; Salmonidae. The record is from RefSeq and is a predicted model, not a curated record.
AUGUUUUGCCGUUGAACGUUAUGCUGCAGCACUGCUAGCUAGCUAGCGUUAGCUGCAGUAGACUAGCUAGCUGGCUAGUAUUGUUGAAGGUAAAAUAUGGGUGAAGUUACUUUACAAGUUAACUGGUAUCAGACUCUCCCCCAGGUUGUGGGCCCAUAAGCAUGUCCACAGAUGACAGUAUCUCUGAGGAUGUGUCCAGCCUGGGGGCCCUGAGCCACUGCCAUGCCGGGGAAGGGGGCAAGGAAAGCGAGUCUUCAGAGGGAACCUCAGCAGCCUCUGGCCUGGGGCUGGGACUUGGGUUGGGGCUGUCCGGGACAGAGGAACCCAACGCCAACUCCAAGACUGAAGGGGGAACCGUAGAUGGGAGAGCUGAAGACGUCACACCAGCAUGCAGCCUCCCCCACAAGAUCAGGAGCCUGUGUCUUAGUACGGAGGAGGCCUUUGGGCCUGGCAAGAGUCUCCCCUUCAUCAACCCCUCCUCCCUGGAGACCCUCAGAGCUCUGGUCCAAGAGAUCCAGAGUAGUGGGGAGACUGACCCGGAGAUGUGGAAGGACUGUGAGGGUCGAUGGUUGCAUCUGUUCCAGCUAGUAGAGAAACAGUACCAAGAGCAGAUCCUGGCUCAGCAAGAACAGUACCAGUGCCAAAUACAGCUGAUUCAGGAUGAGAUCAAAGCCUUGGUUCAGCUCCAGAACCGCCAGACCAGCACACAGACCCACAACAAUUACCCAUAUACUGCUACCACCAACACACAGACACAUCACGAUUACCAAUCUACGCUGUUUACUGUCACACAGACACACCCACCCUACUCCUCUUCCCCUGCUGUUGCCACCAUCCACCCCUCACCCUCCACGGACCUUCCCAAUGGGAACCCGCCUCUCUCUGCUCCCCCCACCUCCCUCUCUGUCCCACAACCCCUUCUGAGCUCCACCUUCCCUCUACCCCCAUCCCCUCGGCCAGGGCCGGUCACCCCAAGAGAGAGGUGGGCUGAGGGGGCAGGGACGGUGCUGAGCAGUGGGUAUGGGACCCUGUCAGCCUGGGGGUCAGGGCUCGAGGGGACAAAGACUCUGGGGGGAGUAGAGGAGCGAGGCCGGGGGAAAGAGGAGUCUGGUUGGUCCCUUCACCUCCAGGACUACACAGAGACCAUUCUGAUUGGCCAGGAGGGUCAGAAGAGGAGUGCCUCGGCCAAUGAGGUGGCUCCUAGAGACAAUCCUAGUCCACCUGAGCAGCAGAGAACCUCCAGCCAAUCGCUGACCUCCUGGGCUCAAAGACAGAGACGCAGCAAACCCAAGAAGAGCACAGCGGGGCAGGCCCAACCUCCCCUUGCUUCCCCCCCACCCCUCCAGGCCCCAUUCCCGGGCCAGAGCGGCCCUCAGACCUCUUCCUCCCAUGAUCAGCAGCUCAGCCCCAGGCAGAGCCCUAGAGACAGCCCCCUGGAGAACACUGACCUCCAGGACAAGCAUGGGUCGGCUGCUACUUUCACCAACUCCUUCCCUCUGAGGAGAAGUGACAGCCUCAUGUCUGAGGCCUCAGGUCUGACGUACUGGCGCCUGGAUGAGAGUGAGCUCUACCACCCUCUACCUGACAGCUUCGACAGUGGAGCCUACCUGCUGCUGCAGGAGGCCUCUAUCAGUCUGACCUCUCCAGAGGACCAGAAGCGGUCUCUCAGAGAGAUCUACCACAGCAAGCAGAGAACUACUGAGUCUAAACACACUGACUGGGACCGCUCUCUCACCUGCAGCCCCACGUCACCACAGGUGUUAACUCUAGAUCCCACUAUUCAGCUCCGUCAAUCAGAUCGAACCUCCGGGUUCACCUCGCCCUCCCACUUCAGCAGCCCCUCCUACCCCACCCAGCCGCAGCUCUACCCCCGCGUUGACACCCCCGUCAGCCCAGACAGCAUGGCCGAGGGCAGUGCCAACCCCGGGGACACAGACUGCGCCUCCAGCCUCUCCGCCGUUGCACCUACCCUAGCCAGAGUGGCCUCUCCUCGGAUAAAACCAGCCCCGUCGCACCCCUCUACCUCCAAGCCCUUGAUGCUCCCCAGCAGCCAGCAACGCAAGGCCUUAGUCACUCAGGCCAGUGAGGAGGAGGGGAGUCACACACACACCAGCACCCUGAAGCAACUGGCUGUGUCUGGGAGGCAGACGCACUCUCACACACACUCCCGGAGCGGCCCUCGUAUGGAGAAAGCGGCGUCACUGGAAGACCCUGUGAUCGUCUCUCUGCUGAGAGAGAAGCUGAGGGAGAAACACACUCGUCAUGUAGCUGAUCUGAAAGCUUACUACGAGGCAGAGAUCAAAGUCCUCCGGGACAAACUGGACCAGAGAGACUUGCCUCACGACCUGGAGCAGAGCAACUACACACUCAGACAGAGGUGUGCUCAGCUAGAGCGAGCUCUAUCUGAAGCAAGCAGCCGUAUCCAGGAGCUGGAGAACAAGAACACCAUCCUAGAGAAACAACUGGCUGACUGGCCAGAGCGCUACGACACAGCCUGCUCCACGGCAACGUCCCUGCAGCAGCGAUUGGACGAAAGCAGGCAGUCAGGCAGGGAGAAGGACUCCUCGGCCGGCCGCCUCAGGACCCGGAUCCGGCAGCUAGAGGAGGCUUUGGAGAACGCCUGCAGAGAAACGCAAGAUAAGGAGGCCAGGAGGGAGAGGGAGUACAAGAUGCUGCAGGACCUUCUGGGAGAGUAUGACUCUCUGAAGAAAGACCACGGGGGGGUUAAGGACAACCUGGUGUCUACAGAGAACAAGCUGUUUGAUGCCAACGAGCAGGUUUCUGAACUAAAAAGGGUGGUCUGUAAACUGGAGAGCCAGGUGAAUCAGCUGGAGCAUGAGAACCAGGCCAGGAGUCGCCAGGCUGUCCACAACCACACACAGCCUUCUGGAGCUGGUCUGUACCACCAUCCGGACCUGUUGCUUUCGCCCAGCAAACACCCUUGGCAACCAGAAUCCACCUAUAGAAUUUCUCUUUGCCCUCAAACCGACCAAUCACACAGCACCAGGAAGUCUCCCAGUCCUCAAACUGACCAAUCGCAGAGUUACAGGAUGUCCCCUUGCCCUCAAAUUGACCAAUCAGGCAGCUCGGGCCACUUUACAGACCACACUGGCAGCAGGAGGUGUUUGUCCCCUCCAGAGCAUGAGCAGGAAAGGGGUGAGGUUGUGAGGGAGACUCGGGGGCCUCUGACCCCACUGAUGAGGGCCCUGAUAGAGCUGGAUGAGACCAGAACCACUGAGGACCGGGCCCCCUGUAAGACCAGCCACAGUACCUCUGACUCACUCUCACUGGCCUCCAGGCUGGGCAGCCGGAGGCCCACUGUUGGCUUCGUAGAGAGAAACCACAGAGAACCACCAACACAGGACAGGGGCGGGACUGGACAGGAGAGUGUUGUGUCCGGAUCUGAAAGAGGCAUGGUCUGUCUGAAUGGAGGCAGGGAUGGACCUCCCCAGGGUGUGGCUUCUCCUGGAAGGGCUGCGUCUGGGACAUUCAGGGGAGUGUGUCUCCUGAGAGCCCAGAGAAGUCUGUCUCCAGAAGGCCACAGGUCCUCCUCUCUGCCCCCCCGCGCCCAGAGGGCCACCUUCCCCCCUACCACACCCACUAAGAGAGAGACCCUGAUGACGCCUCAGUCGGCUAAAUCCAGCCCCAAACGCUGUCCUACAGAAAACUACUCCACUGCCUUUGGCAACCCACCACCACGACAACAGCAGCUACACAACAGGUUUGACGUGGCAUCAGACCAGAGACACCACUCCUUCCACAACUCCAGCCCCAGGAAGAGACUGUUUUCAGAAGCCACUCAGCGGUCAUCUGGUGGUUCAGUUGAGUCAUCGGGCAGUGUUGAGCCCCAGGAGGGGGUGUGUGGGCUGGGCUGGGAGGAGCAGGGGGCUGGGGGGUUAGGCUCAGACCUCCAGGACCCCGGGACAGACCUCCACUCUCUGGCCGACGCUGAGAGGCUGUUUGACGAGCUCACUAUGGAGAAACAACAGAUUGAGUCAGCGUUGAGCCGGAUGCCUGGAUCUGGUGGUAGGGUGAGCCUGCAGACCAGGUUAGAUGAGGUGGCCUUAGAGAAGCGUCUAGAGAGCGUAAACCGUGACCUGGGUUCCAUCCGCAUGACCCUGAAGAGGUUCCACGUUCUACGCUCCUCUGCCAACAUAUAGCAAUGUUUUUAUUAGAUGAUGCCAUAGGUAGGGUCUAGGGCUUUUCCUGCUCAGAUCGCAUGGUCAGGAAAAACUCCUUUUCCUAGUUAUAGAUGAAUAAAUAUCACCGUUUUCUGUGAUGUCGUUGGAUAAAGAACCCUGAUUGUUCUCUCUUAACUCGCCGGUUGGCAUUUAUUGAGAUGACUCGAGCAGCUCUGCAGUGGUCACACUAGCUGGCACAGUCACAAUGUCAUAAAAUCUGAUUUUAAAACCUUAACCAUACUGCUCACCCUAAUGCCUAACGUUAAAGGGACAUUUCAACAUUUUUCAACUUCGUAUUCAUAGUCUGCACUACCCCAACAUCAACAUAUAUGAAAUGUAUGCGUUUCUAUGUUUUGUAGUAAAAAAUAUAGAGGAAGAUAAGUGUUUCCAAUGAUGACAUCGGUGUGCAUCGUGGGACUUUAACCAAUUGUGAGUAGGCGUUGCCUACCAAUUGUCUACUAAUUGGUUGAUGAUGUCAUUGGAAACACAUCUUCCUCUAGGUUUUUUAAUACAAAACAUAGAAAUGUGCCAUUUUCACAUAUGUUGAUGUUGAGGUGAUGCUGGAGAUGAUUAUGAAGUUGAACAUUUUUUUAAAAUGAAGACCAAAAAGCACAUUUUUGUUUUCAUACAUUUUUAUUAUUUUGCCAAAUUUUACUUUGCAGCUGGCCCAUCUAGCGGAAACCGUUCAGUUCUGCCUCCGGGGCAAAACUCAUGACAAUAAAGGUCAACCUGCUCUUAACUCUGUAUCACAGAUCACUUGUACAUGACCCACAGUCUUUUUUACACAUAAAACUCUGGGAUAUUUUUCUAUGUUUGGAAGAGCUCACAAUUUUGAGGAGUAUAUUUUUGGAAAUGCACAGAUUUGUAAAGUCGUUUUAAUUUUUUAGACGUUAUAAAGAGAUAAUAUAUGCUUUACUUUCCAUAUUCAGGUAAAUUAUGUCAAUUUUAUUUGUUUUAUUUUUAUCAGCCAUCUAUCGAUCAAUAUGAAUGGCAGAACAUCCUAAUAUCCAGCAGAGACAUUUACCCAUCUGGAAUGGUCCACUGCCAUCUCCGUCUAGGUAUACAUUUUUAUGCAUUGUUUUGAUAUGUUUUUAUUCCUUGUACACUGCAUAAAAUUGUAUUUAUUACAUUUAAUUGUGUUCAUUAAUGUUUAUUCCUGGUGCAUUAAAAAUAUAAUAAUCUUGAUAGCCUACAACAUUCAAUAAAAAAAAUGUUUGCCCAAGCCAUUGUUUUUCCCAGUUCCAUCAUUACUUGAAAAUGUUUUACAAAAACCUUGUAUAUUAGCAAAUUUGAAGUUGCUUGCCUUUUUCCAUUUUUAUAUAUUUUAUCUCCUUUGAACAUUAUUUUGUGUUAAUUCUGUUGUGAAGGGAAAGAUUACAUCAGUACCUAACCCCCCUCUCUUCCUAGUAUACUAUGGACUUCCUGCAAAAAUUGAAACCAGCACACAUUUGAAAUAUUACACACAAGUACACUGCUCCACAAAUGGACAUUGCUUGAAGCAACGUCUUAUUGUAAUGCAUGGAAUUUCUACAGUAUUUACACUGUUUCAGUUUUUUUGGCCAUGUAGUGUUUUUUUUGCAGUUGGCGAUGAAUGACUUGACAUGAACUUCACUGGAACUAAAAUGUACUGUUCUUUCAAUAAAUAACGCUUACUUUAUUACAA